UUAUUAAUUGUCGACACAGUUCUCUGCCAUACAAGCAAAAGAAAAUUUUCAUACUCGCUCACGUAAAAUAUAAAAAAUAUAAAUUUUAAUAGAAAAAAAUAUAAUUAAUACAAUAAAAAUAUUAAAUAUAAGUUAAUAAAGUAUUUGCGUGUGUUAAGUGCAAAAAUUAAAGCGUGGAAAAUGUGUAUUUGCUGAAAAAAAAAAAUGAUUUAGAAAAGUGUAUUAUGUCUUUUUCGGCUGAGGUCGCCAUUUUUAAUUUUUCUGUAUUAAAUUACCUCAAAAAAGAAAAAGCAUGAAAAAAAAGAAGAAAUUUUCAAAGAAAAUUGUUACAGAAAUUAAAGCAGCAAAAGUAUUGAAAUAUAAUAAAAAGAAAUAAAAGUGUUUUCGUAAAGAGUUUUUUUAAACCUAAAGUUUAAUAAAACAAAAAACCAAACUAAAAUAGUUACAAAAAAAAAAGAACCAUGUUGUCUUUUAAAGAAUUCAAAGCCACAGUUUGUACGGCUAAAGUGGCUGGACCACAACAAAAAGAAAUCAAAACAACCGCAGCAGCAAUAACAACAACAAAAACAACAAAAAACUCAGACAGCGCCAAAGAUCACAAUUUAGUUUUACCCUCAACAUCAACAACUGCAGCAGCAGCAUUAGCUGCCGCCUCAUCUCCUUCCUCUAACUCAAAUGCUUCGUCCAACAUUUUGUCCUCUUCAUCAGCAUCAGCAGCAACAACAACAAAUUUAAAAAUGUAUAAACUAUUUACAUUUAUUGAUGACAUCUAUCGUGAUAUACGCCGUUAUAAUUCAGGACUUUACAAGGAUUCUUACAGCACACAAUUAAUGCAAACCAUUAAUAAAUAUAAAAAUGGCUGCAAUGAAAUCUUUGGCAAAGUUUUAGAGUCUCCUGAUAUGAGUUUGAAAUUAUCACAAAAUAUUGUACGCACUCUUGACAUCUUUAAGCAGUUGAGUACAUGUUUAUCAGAUCUGGAAGAAUAUCAUUACAGAGUGUGUGAGAUUAUGUCCAUAUUUAUAGUCUGUGAGCUUAGGCUAAGUGUAGAUGCCGCCAACACCCCCCAAGAACAACUUGCAAUAGCGCAUCGUAUUAUCUACAUAAUGCGCAGACAUCUGGUACAAGAGGAAGAGGAUGCCACUCUUUAUAAUAUUUUACGUACUUUGGUUUAUAUACCCAAAUUAUACAAUGCCCGGGAUAUAAUGUGUGCAAUAUUUGGUGAAUUUAUACCCAUUAAACCGGUUUCGGAAGUCAAUGUCUUGCCCGACAAAUUAUAUAUGUUAUAUAUAAUUGUCUUCUAUCGUUGGAUGAUGAUGCAAAAAGAUGAUGACGAUAAAUUGCUGAUUGUCAACUUUGCCGAAAGUUUUAUGAAACCAUCGGUUUCUCUCUGCUCCAAUAAUUUGUAUGGCUCUUAUUUACCCAUGUAUACCACACAUAGUACAGCUACUCGUACUAUUUUAAAUAAUUUAAAAUUUUAUCGUGAUAUACGUAAUGCUUCAAUUAUAGAUAAUGCUCUCAAAACCAUUGGAUCUAUAGUGAACCUCUGUGAUGACGAUGAAGACGAUGAUGUUAUUGUAGUAGAUGCCACUUCACCUGCCAGUGAUUUUGCCCAAAUUUUUGCCACCGUACAGUUGGAACCAUUAAGUGGUAGUAUGUCGAACAUUAAACUCGAAGAGAAAACUGUUAUUGGCACUGUUGAUUUGACCAUGGAGGAAGAGGAAACAACAAAUACUCAAGGUAGCAUUACAGAACGCCACGACAAAUGGUUAAAUGAUUUCCAACAAUUGGCUAAACAAUAUCGUGAAGCACAAUUACUAUUAGAGAAACAACAACAAAAUAAUAAUUUGAUCUCAAAUCGUGAUAAAGAAGCUGUCAUUUGUUUGGACAGUGAUUCUGAAAGUGAGGAAGAGAUCUCAGCUGUUGUUUCUAAGGAAAGAACUAUAGUAGCCGCUGCAGCGUCAACAACAGCAACAUCGGAAUCCUCUAAGGCAGCUAAUCAACAUAAGUCCUGUGAAGAUUUAUUUGUGGAUAGUUAUCCUCUAACCACAACACCCAUACAUUGCGACACCGAUUUAGAGUCUUUAGAAGCUGAUGAUGAGGAUGAUGUAACUAAAAUAUCUGCUAGAUUUUUAACCGGAACUCUACGUACCUAUCAGGCUAAAAAGAGUAAUCUAACGGAAACAGGAGAUAAAAACCAUUCUAACGAUGAUAAUCAAGAGCCAUAUCAGCCAACAACACACAUAAAUCAGGCUUACAGAAGAGAUAGUAUACAUAUAUCCUCUUCGCCGCCCGAAGGACCAGAGGAACAUGAGGAAGAUGAUGGUACUGAUGUCCAAGACGAACAUGAUGACGCCCUCCUCAAUGAAGAAGUCGAUGAGGAAGAAGAACCUAAUGCCUAUGCAUUUUUGCCUACUGCAAGUAAAAAACCCGAAAAGGAAAUAUUUGCCAAGCAAAUACGACCAAUGGGACCUUAUCCCACUUACAAUAAUAUGCAAGCUAAUGAUAAAGUAGUAUUUUCUCAAGCUCUAACACGUUAUCAACAGCAUCAGCAGCAAGAUAAACAUUAUUAUUCCGAUAGUUCGGAAGCAAAGACGCCCAAAAAACAGAAGAAGCGAGUACAAUUCAAUACCAGUCCCUUAGGACCAACCGUUCCUAGUUCCACCCAUAAAAUGCCUCUCAAACCAGCUAUACAGCAACAAAAAUACAAAGCCUCCGAUGCAUCAGAAUAUUUUCAUUUACGUGACUUUGAUGGUUCUUCUUAUGCCGGCAGCGUAGCCGGCUCCUCCACUUCCAAUUCAACGUCUUCAUCUAUAAAACAUCAGGAACAGCAAGAGCACUUAGCGGCAGCAGCAACAUUAUUUCGUAAUAUAUUUGACAGAGCACGAGCACCCUACCCCUACAGCAGUGGACCCUUUUCACCCUCCUCAAUGUCGUUAUCAUCACACCCGCCUACACCCUCUUCGACUACACGCAAAAAAUCUCGACUACCAAAAAAUAAACCACCUCUACGGAGACCCACCAUGGGUACUAGAGAAGAUUUGCAAAAUAUGGAUGGGGCUCGGGAAAAUAACAGCAAAGGUCUAUUUUCAAUAAUACGAAAUCGAGAGGAUUUAAAUGAUGGCUAUCAGUCAAACGGACCGCUUGGUGGUAUACCUAGUAGCAGCUAUCAGGAGUCCUCCGAUGAGUUUUAUAGUGUGGUCUCCGAUUCUGAUAUUGUCAAUAAUGAACGUUAUAGAAAUGAUGCCAAAUUGCGUAAACGUUGUGCUGUGGUUAUAACACCCACCAAGGAGUUAAUACAAUACGAACGCAAACGUGAUCAAAUGUACAAUGAAAUAUUGUUAAAACAAAGACGAAAACUGGAGCUAAGAGCCUUGGAAAAGCAACGAGAAAAGGAACGUAGACGCUUGGGAAGAAGAGAGGAGCAUACGGAACAAACAAAAGGAAAUGAGAAAGGCGACUCUAAUGCAGCAAUACAAAGGGAUCGAGACAAAAAACUACGCAGAAAAUCAAGAAGUUAUACCGAGAUUUUCAUGAGUAGUGAAUCAGAAUUUGAAACAAAUUUCCAAGUACGAACACGUAGGCAAAAGCAACAAACGGUUAAAGAUUUACAGCAGCCUUUGAAUAUACAAAUUGAAAUGACAGAGGCCACAACUAACUCGCUGCUAAGUCAAAUCGAUGCCCAUUUAGAGAAACCGGAAAAGAAAACAGAAAAGUUACCGGAGGAAAGGCCAAAACUAACUAACGAAGAGUUUGAGGCAAAAGAUAUUAAACAGAAAACUUGUGAUAUUAAUAAUGACAAAGGUCAAACAACAAAAAUGAGAGAACUUAAUCUUUUAGCAGAUAUAGCACAGCAUUUAUCACCAUAUCAAUUAGAUUUACCUGAAACUAAUAAAACACCAACACCACCCCCCGCUAACUUAACAGAGCCUGCAGCUACGGAGGUAGCAAAAGAAAAGGUUACAGUUACGGAGCAUAUAAUAUUACCCACAACUUUUGACAAUCUUUUGGAGAAAACACAAACUCAAUUGGAUGUUAACGAGCAGCAGCAGCAAAUGGCAACUACUUCUACUCAUUCUCCACCACCCAGCUAUGCUCAUGAACCAAAACUUAAUUUAGCAGCUAAUUACAAUUCUAGUCCUAAGGCAAUAACUUUGCCACAACAACAAAAUAAUACUCCUUUAAUUGAAAACAUUGAGCAAACUGCUCCGUUGCCCAGCAAUGACUCGGCUAACACUAAAAAAAUCGAUGAAACUUUAGAACAGAUUCUAGAAGAAUCCAUAAGUGUUUUAAAAUCUGUUACUAGUCCUGCAAAUCUCUUAAAUGAAAGCCCUGCUACACCCGCAAAAGCACAGACACCGCCUCCUUCUCCUGCUCCUCAGCCUAUUAGUGCAACAACAAUUCCAAUAUUAAUAAGUAAUGUGAAAUCUUUAAAUCAUUUCGAAGAACAACAAGAGAAAGAUAACAGCGAGAAUACAACACAGCAUUUAACGACAAAAACAGCUGAAAUGAAAGAAAAUGUUGUACUUAAGAAAACCAAAGAUCGGACACAAGAUGCAACAGACCCCACACUUUUAUCUUCAACAAUUUUAAAUAACUCUGAAACCUCACUGCUAAACGCAGAUGCAGGUGAUCUUUCGAAUAUAUCUAGCGAAGCUUCGGAUAUGUUACCACAAGCUCUCAAAGUACCCUCUCUUAUGGCUGCAGAUUUGUCGGAUAUUUCUUUAGAAUCGGAAAUUUCUAAACAUUUACCCGAUAUAGCAGAACCCUCACCAGUGGUUACCGACAUGUCCGAUAAUUCUAAUGAAUCAAAUAUCUCCAAAGAUUUUAAUCUAAACAACAACAGCACCACCACCACCACUAUGGCGGCGGUAAUGUCUUUGCCAGAUUUACCUUUGGAAAUGCCCAUUGUAGCAACAACUAACUUGCCUGGAGAUACUCAUUUAGAUUCAAUGGAAAGUAAUUUUCAAAAUCUAAACACUACCUUAAAUACGCCCACCAAACUUAUGGGCUCAACCCAACAACAACAACAGCUAACACAAUCUCACAACAACGAUUUAAAUACUCCCUUGAAAUUUCCCUUACAACCGGACCUGGAAAAUGAGGCCACAACAACAUUACCACUUAAAAAUGUAUUAGAACCAGAAGCGGAUAAUAAUGUUACCAAAUUUCUGGAUUUAAUUUUAAAUAAAACGGUAACCGAUGCCGAAUCAGAGACACGCGAUAAAAUUAUCAAGGAACUUAAUGCUUUAACCGCUGAUAGCACCGCAACGGCAAGCGAGGCAAGUGAAAGUGCAAGUAAUGAGGAAAUAACUGCAACUCCACCACUAGAAGUUGAGGCAACAGCAGAGAAAUCAUUGGAACUUGAGAAUACAGAGGAAACAAAUAAAACAUUAGAUUUAGCAGCUAUAGCAGAGCUAGAAAAAGAGGAGCAGCAGCAACCGAUAAAGAAAAAUAUUUCCAUGGAUUUACAACAAACUAAAGAAGUUAACAUGGAAAAUGCUAAGGAAACGCCGGCAAGUGCAAAUAAUGAAGAUUUAAUCCCACCAAAAGAAAACCCUAAAGAGGAAAUGAAUCCUUUAGCAAAACCUUUAACGAAGUCAUCAUUCUCUUCACCCUUAAAGCAAACCUUCAAUAUAAAGUGUCGUGUACGACUUAAACGUCUGAAUAUAGAUGAACAUUGCAAACGUUCGAAGAAAGAAACUUGGAUGGCCAUACCCUUAACAAAACCAGAGGAAGUGGUAGAGAAAAGUCCAAAUAAUAACGAAAUGAAAAACUGUGAUAAUAUGACGAUGUCGCUGACAACGGAAACGACAACGUCCGUAAUUAAAAAACCCUGCUUAAAAUACAAUACAAACAGCAAACGUGCAAGUGAGGAGGAAGAGAUUAAGACGCUGGAGCAGUCAACAGCUGCUGCUGCUGCUGAAGAGCCGCCAUUGGCGGCCAAGAAAGCUAAAUUGGAAGAAGAACCUGCAAAUGUGGAACCAACUUCCUUAGCUACAGCUACACAGCAGCAGUUACCAUUACAAAGCUCAGCUUUGGUUGUAGCUCCAGCUUUAAGUGCGUCAAACUUAAGCCAAGUGAAAACUAAAACCAAACCAUUAAAAACGGUUACUUUUGAUUUGUCCAAUUUAAAUGAAGAACUAAGAGACUCGACCUCUUCCUCCACCUCCUCCUCUGCCACUUAUCCAACAACUAAACAUAGAAGCAAACAUCAUAAUGCACAUAUAGCGGGCGGAGCUAUGGGUUGUUAUUUAAAAAAUAACCGAACACACAGAAAAUUACCAGAUAAUACCUUAAGAGCCGCCGAAACCCUACAAAUCUUUGUGAACACCAUCAAUGACAGCACACGCACCCCACCUCCGGCUGAGUUCAAUAAGAAACGCAGUCCCAUUAAGAACAAAUGUAUAGCAGAAGAUGAGACACCGCGACCACCACCAGCUUCUACGCUAAUGGGUACACCUCCUUGCAAGAAAUCCUGCACGGAUAAAGCACGCUCUCAAAUCAGCUCCACGAAAUGUAAAGAUCAAUUGGUGUCUUCGUUGGCGGCACCAUCCAUAUCAACGAUUACUAGUGAUAUUACUACAGCUAGAAUCUAUACCUCUUCUCCUUUGGAUCAGACACUGCCCGAGUAUGAUGAUAAUGUCGAUACAGUGGCAGAUACGGAGCUUAUACUUCCAACAACGACUGGCAGUUUGAGGCGUAAAUUGAAAAGACCCAAAAAGUCCCUGACAAGACCCGAACCUGCUGAUGAUACCAGUACGGAUGAUAUUAGCAAUCAGCCGGAGUGUAAUGGUGAGGAUGAUACCGAUGCUGUGGUAGACAAUGAGGAUGAUGUGUUUGCCGAAGAAUUGCUACCCAUACCGGCGGCAAAUGAGCAUAUUUUGGAGGAGAUUGUAAGCGCCCGUCCUACACAUAUGGGCACGGGUACUGUUAUAAGAGAUGACUACAUGAAUAUAGAGGCCACGGCCACAGUACCCGUGUAUUUGUUUAAUGAUGAAAGUCGUGAUUUGGCCACUCCAGAACCCAUACAAAGUAGUGGUGAUACCAACACCAAUGUGGUAGAUUCUUCUUCGUAUUUAAACACCUCCUCAUCACCGGCCAAUCAUAAUGCCAUGGCCACCACCACGGCUAGUACCACCUCUUCCUCUACAACCACAACAGCUUUGGGAAAUUUGGAAAAAUCUAUGUUAUCACCCUCAGAACAUGAAGUUUCUUCUACCCAAGAAACCUUCUAUCAGACACCCACUAAAAGUAAACAAAACGGUGAAAAUUUCGGAGAAAAAUCCUCCUCCUCAAACGCCAAAGACAAAGGUGGAGGCGGUGGCAGUAGCUGCUCAUCUAUGAACGGUAGUCAAAAACUAAAAACCGAUGAAAUUAGUUUUCCAAAUAAACAGCAAGAAGAUCAUACCUCCUCCACUACGGGACUAUUGCAAAACAAUCAAGUUGACACCACAAAUCAUUCGCCCGAAAUGUGUACUUUAACCUUGACCCCCACAACCACUAGCACCACCACCAGCAGUCUAACAAAUAAUCGUAAAAUGCGUAAAGUCUCCACACACGAUGAGAUACUCUUCAAUGAAUUGCAACAACAACAGCAGCAGCAACAACAGCAACAGUUACAGGCUGUCACAAAUAAAAGAAAAAACCUAAGCUCUACUACCACAUUUUGUGCCGAAUCUACCAGUGAUCACAAUAAUUGUAAAACUAAAGUUAUAAACAAGAACACACUCGAAGAAACUAGUGUUAAAUCCAAUGGCUCGCUGGCCAAAGAGGAUAAAUUUAAGAAACUCUUAAAAGAAGCCUGUAAACGAGAUAAAAAUCUAAGCUCUAAUGAAUUGGAGGUAAUGGGAACUGGUGGUUUAAUAGCAGGCACUAACGCUGUGGUAGCAACUGGUGGUGGCGGUGGCGGCGGAGGAUCCUCACCCUCCACUACCACGCUUAUCAAUGAAGAAAAAAUCUCUCGUUCCAAGCGUAAAAAACAAAAAUCAUCCAAAUCGAGUAAAUCGAAAACUCAUAAUGAAAGAUGUACAAAAAUUGUGCUUAAAGCUUCCAAACUAUCAGCCCAUGUACCCGCCACCACCACUAAUCCUCUCAUAAUAACAAUACCCAAAUCCAGAAUUUUACGUCCACCACCUACGCCUACACCGCCUACGCCCACAGAAAUUGAUGAUCGAAUGGAAGAAUUCAUAGAUAUACCAAAUGCUAAACUUUUUACGGAAAAGAAAAAUGAUAAUGGAACAACGUUGGAGCCGCAACAACAGCCGCAGCUACAUCAGCAAUCAUCUUCUAAACAAGCACAAUCUUCAAAUUCUAUUACGAAAAAAGAGUGGCAUCAAUCAUCUGUGACGGCGCCCGUUAAAUCUAAACGUUCUCAUAGCCCGGUUAAUAACCUAAAGGAGUCAUCAAACCUUAAAACCAGUGUGACUAAUCUAAAUGAAAUCAAAGAAGCCAAAGGCAAUAGUACAAGCAACAACAAGGACACUAAAGAAAAGUCCUCGUCAGCAACAGCAGUAAAAUCGUCGGGAAAAGAAACAGAGACCAAGGAAAAGGCCACGGGAUCUGUAACAAUCGUUAAAAAGAAAACUAAAAGCAGCAGCAGUCAUAGCAGCUCUAGCUCUAGUGCCACUAACAAUCACAACAACAAUAGCAAUAAUAAGGAAUUAAUAUUUGUCAAGGAUAAAUAUGAUUUAAUUAAAAACAAAGAAAAAUCUCAACAAAACAAUGAAAUACAGGAAAAUAAAGAAAAACUUAAGGAAAAAACCAAUAGCCAACAAACUAAAACUAUAGCUAAUACAAACUCCAGCCAAAAUCGCUUACAUAAGAGUUCAACUAAAGAUAAGAUAAAAGAAAAAUCCUCCCACAAGAAUAGCGAAAAGUCGAAUAAUUUAAAAUUCAAUAUAUCUUUGCCAAUUAGCCAUAAACAUACAAACUCCUCCUCCUCUAGUACACACUCAACGACAAGCAGUAAUAAAGCAAGCAAUAGUAAAACCACAAAAAACAGCUCCAAUCAUAAUUCCUCCUCGUCCUUGUCCUCUUCAUCCAACAAUCUUAGCACAGCUGAUAAAGCUAUAGUUAAAACUAAAACGAAUCUCUCUACAACAACGGCAAAUGCAACAGAUAAUAAACAAGGAACACCUACAUCCACCUCAACCUUAGCAGGAUCCUCCACAUCCUCCUCCUCCUCCUCUUCCACAUCCGCUAGUACAGUGACAAUAGCUACGCAUCAUGUACGUAAAAAAUUAAAAACAAAGUAGCUAAGAGGUGGUGUCAUUGUGUUAGCUAAGGAGGACUGGUUACAACAACAAAAUGCCAAAAUGCCAUUAAAAAAGAGAAGGGUGCUCAAUUAUUAAUAAAACAGAAUAACAACAACAACAACAAUUUAAACAUAUUUAAUACAAAAAUUACAAAAAAUUAAAAAAAAAUAUAUAAAAAUAAUUUUAAAGAAAAAAGAAAUUUAAUUAAAAAUAUUUAAAAAAUUAAAUUUAAAUAAAUGUAUAGUAGAGAGUUUAUUUUUAAAUACUAAAAUAAAAUACAAAAGAGAGCAAAUUAAAAGAGCAUAAAAAGAGAAAGAGAAAAGAAAACAGUUUUGUUAUAUAAACAAAAAAAAAAAAGGAUUUCAUUUUGUUAAAAUUUUUAAGAACUUUUAAUGUUCUUCAAAAAGCUUUAAAACAAAAUUGAACUAUGACCUAAAAGAGCUAACACACUUAACAUUUUCAUUGUGAUGUUUUUUUAGUUUUUAAAUAUGUUUUUUUUUUGUAGAAAAAAUUGUUUUCGUUUCUCUUUUUUUUUUUUGGAAAAAAAAAAUUGCUUUUAUUUUAUAUUAAAACUUAUGCGUUACUCGUAAU
Molecule: messenger RNA, 9845 nt
Organism: Lucilia cuprina (Australian sheep blowfly)
Lineage: Eukaryota; Metazoa; Arthropoda; Insecta; Diptera; Calliphoridae
Product: serine-rich adhesin for platelets
Exons: 11
Coding region: 462-9254 (2930 amino acids)
Source: RefSeq, a predicted model, not a curated record